AAUGCUAAACUAAAAUUGAACCCUGCCUGGCAUUUGAACUUUCGAUCUCUAAUCAUGUCUUUUGACGCCGUCUCAACUCUAACUGUCUAGAUUAGUAGCUCCAUCUAAUUUUCAACUACCCCUCAUCAACAUCGACGCUCACUUCUACUCUACCUUACCUUCCCUAAUCUAUCAAAGAAUGGCCCCCCCAAAUACCCAAAAACGUAUAAAAGGUGUCUCGAUCUUUCGACCUUUUGUAUAUGGUACCACAUCGCAUAAAUUCAGUCCGAAAUAUCCAAAGCCAGAGGGGACUCCAGAGGAACAUACGCAUCAGUGGACUGUAUUUGUAAAGGGGGUGGAUGAUACGGAUAUUACUUAUUGGUGUCGGAAAGUACAGUUUAAAUUACAUGAUACUUAUCCGCAGCAUUUGAGAGGUAUGAUUAUCUUGUGUUUGUAUUUGCGCGACUGUUCUUGUUUUGCGCCAAUGCCUAAGAUCUCUGUGUUUCGAGUAUGCGAUCUUGGAGAUAUGAGACUAAUAGUACUUGAUGAUUAUAGUAAUUGAAAAUGUUAAACCAGGCGAUCCAUUCCAAGUAACAGAAACAGGAUGGGGUGGAUUCGACAUCCAAAUCAAAAUCUACUACGAUCCCAUCGCGAACGAAAAAGCUCAAAGUUUCUGGCAUCGUUUACAGUUAGAACCAUAUGGAGAUGAACAAUUACAGAUAGCGCAGGUUCGCGAUAAUGAGGUACGAUCUUGGGUAUAUGAUGAAAUGGUGUUCAAUGAACCUUAUGAACAAUUCUAUGAGGUUUUGACGAAUCCCAUGCCGAGGGAGAAGAAUAAUGGAGGGAAGGGAAAAGCGACGAGAACGAUGAGGGGAGGGAUGGUGGGGAGUGUGGGGGAGAGAACGGUGUUUAUUCCUUUGACGCCUAGACCAGGUCAGCCAUUUAGUAGGGAUACAGAGAGGGCGGAGGUUAAGAAGUUGAUGGAGGGGAAGAAGAAGGUGGAUGUUAUGAAUGAGAAGUUGAGGAAGGAGUUAAGGGAGAAGGAGGAGGAGUUAAAGAGGUUAAAGGGAGAAUUGGAGAAAUUAUGAGGAAGAUGUUUUGAUGAUGAAGUGAGUGGGAAAUGGAAAUGAAAUCACAAUUGGGUUAGACUUGGGAAGUAUCUCUAGAUGUGGGAGAUAGUUUUGACCGUCUUCAUAUUUACACGUGCGUAAGAAAUGUUAGGACUUCCCUCGACCAUUUAUCACACUUAGGUGGGCACAUUACAUCAUUGCAUCCACCAUGGCGCUAUAUUGCUAAACUGCUAUUCAUGCUCACACUAUUCAUACAAUCGAGAUGUAACAACCA
Messenger RNA from Sclerotinia trifoliorum, 1323 nucleotides. The record is from the annotation of a GenBank genome assembly. Lineage: Eukaryota; Fungi; Ascomycota; Leotiomycetes; Helotiales; Sclerotiniaceae.